Messenger RNA from Didymosphaeria variabile, 1128 nucleotides. RefSeq lists its product as uncharacterized. The transcript is spliced from 2 exons. Lineage: Eukaryota; Fungi; Ascomycota; Dothideomycetes; Pleosporales; Didymosphaeriaceae. Bases 1 to 1128 code for a protein of 375 amino acids. The record is from RefSeq and is a predicted model, not a curated record.
AUGGCUCCAACAGAGAACACGAAACAACGUGCGGGCUGGCAGCUGCUGAGGCGAAAGGCCAAUUCCAAGAGGCCCCAUGCCGUGGCAGACGCCUCGGAAGGCUUGAGCCCGAAGCGUAGCGGAGCAACACUGCGCAAUCCAUUCUCGCGUCGAAAACAUCUGACGCCGGAGGCUUCUGGACUUUCAGAAGAGCAAACACCCACACCCGAGGGUGGUUCGGGGGUAACCAAAGGGAAGUCGCGUGCGUCAUCGCCGACAGGCCGCCAGCGGUCAUUCCGCGCAGGCCCAGAGUAUGCAACGAUCUCAGAGUCUCAGGAGGUAGCCGGACGGAGUCCACCUGCUGCCACAAUACAAGCCAAAGCCGUAGAUGCUAAGGCAUCGAAGUCAAAACCAGGCCGGCAGUUUGUUGGCCUUCGGGUAGCUCUUUUCUGGAAGCGGCAACCAAUAGAUGAUCUCAAGGAAUUGAGUGUCACUAUACAGACAACCGGGCGUGUGAUUCGGGCACAAGAAUGGGAUCCCAAACAUAAGUCGUCCGCUCUGAGUAUAGGAAAGAUGGCGGACGCAGAGCUUAGCCCUGAGACGAAGCAGUUGCUUGAGACUGGCGCUGAGGAGUUCCACGAGUUCAAGAGGGAAGAGGAGGAGAAACAAAUGCGGGAAGAGGAAGAGCGGGAAGAGCUAGCGAGGAUUGAAGAGGAAAUGGAAGUUGUUGAUACCAGAGUGGUUCAGCAAGGACCAAUGCUCAGACGAGUCCAGCGUCUUCGACCUGUCGCAUCAAGGACGACGCUGGGCACACUUGAUCCACGCGUCUCGGAGUCCACGUCGAUGAGUGCCACCGAUGGCAGUAUCCAAGCAGGUGCCUCUUCCACCUCAAGCAUAGCAGCUAGUCGAGCAACAGAGGCGGGGCCUUCUUCACGCCCUUCGAUUAGCGGCCCAGUCAUGGAACGAGGGCCUGGGUUCAAGCGUCCCUCUCGCAUGGAAGAACGGCGAUGCAAGCCUGCACCAGAGAAUGCAGACUCAGGCUCCUUCUCAGCCAUGUCGUCGUGGAAUGCUUCUCGUCUCGCCGAGAUGGGCUUAUCGAUUGGCAACGCGGAUUCCUCUUCGUCUACUUUCGCAAAGCUGUCGGAGUAG